Messenger RNA from Pectinophora gossypiella (pink bollworm), 7096 nucleotides. It is a transcript of the gene Evi5, whose product is annotated as ecotropic viral integration site 5 ortholog. The record is from RefSeq and is a predicted model, not a curated record. Lineage: Eukaryota; Metazoa; Arthropoda; Insecta; Lepidoptera; Gelechiidae. The transcript is spliced from 17 exons. The coding region runs from base 264 to 2765 and encodes 833 amino acids.
UUGACUGAUAUACAGAAUUUUUGCCAGCUGGGCGGUUCCGUUAUAUAGGUUCGUAUUUUCAAUCAAAAUAUCGUGUAUUUGAGUUAAUAAAGUUAGUUAAUAUUAGUAUUCUUGCCUUCAAGUGCACCACGACUCAAAUUUUAAUGUUCGAGCCGGCGCCAGUAGUGACGUGCUCCACAUCGGCCUUUCCCUUAAUUCAAGAGAGGAGCGCGCGGUGAGGCGGGGAGAGAAACAGGGCUCUAUAUGGCAGAUCCGGAGUCGCCAUGAAGGUGGACGCCGAGGCCCGCGACGCGCCUGCUGUGCCGCCCGCGCUACCCGGAACCCCGAUCGCUAGUAAUACAGAAUCGCCUGUGUCAUCCCUGGACGAGUGCGUCGUACACGUUAGUGAGAUCCCGAGUCCCGACCGGGCGUUACUCGCCAAACUGGAGGAAGAGAACCGACGUAUCGAGGCGGACGCCAAGUGCCCCUCGCUAGUCACCGUGCACAGUCGGAAGAGUUCCGACACCUCGCAGAUAUCUUUAGUAUCUGCGACGAGCUCGAGUCAUGAAGAAGGCCGGGUGGGGAGCAACGGGGAAGAAGACCUGUGGAGCCUGUGGGGGCGCAUUGUCAGCAACUGGGAGACAGAGUGGAAGCGGCGCAACCAGUUCGUGCGCGACCUGGUGCGUCAGGGUGUCCCGCACCACUUCAGAGGCAUCGUGUGGCAGCUGCUAGCCGGCGUAGACACUUCGCCCGAGAAGAAGCUAUACGCUUCCUACAUUAAGGCGAAAUCGGCGUGUGAGAAGGUGAUCCGGCGCGAUAUAGCGCGCACGUAUCCUGAACAUGACUUCUUCAAGGAGAAGGAUGGGCUGGGACAAGAGUCGCUGUUCAACGUCAUGAAGGCAUACUCCCUGCAUGACCGCGAAGUUGGCUACUGUCAGGGGUCAGGCUUCAUAGUCGGACUCCUGCUUAUGCAGAUGCCAGAGGAGGAGGCAUUCGCAGUACUGGUGAAGAUCAUGCAGCAACACCGCAUGCGCGACAUGUUCAAACCCAGCAUGGCGGAGCUGGGCCUCUGCAUGUUCCAGCUCGAGAACCUCGUGCAAGAGCUGCUGCCUGACCUACACGUGCACUUCCAAUCACAGAGUUUCAGCACAUCAAUUUAUGCGAGUAGCUGGUUCCUGACACUGUUCACAACAACCCUGUCCUUGCCCCUCGCUUGCCGCAUCAUGGACGUAUUCCUCUCCGAAGGCAUCGAAAUAGUCUUCAAAGUCGCCCUGGCCAUGCUCACCCUGGGAAAAAACGACCUCCUAUCCCUCGAUAUGGAAAGCAUUCUCAAGUACAUUCAAAAAGAAUUGCCUGCGAAGGCGGAAGCGGAUCAGGAUGCGUUCAUGAAUUUAGCAUACUCAAUAAAAGUAAACCCGAAGAAGAUGAAGAAAUUGGAGAAGGAAUACACGGUGAUCAAAACUAGAGAACAGGGUGACAUUGCUGUGUUAAGGUGUCUGAGGCAAGAGAACCGUCUGUUGAAGCAACGCGUAGAGUUGUUGGAGAAGGAGAGUUCAGCGCUGGCAGAGCGGCUGGUGCGCGGGCAGGUGGACCGCGCCGAGGGGGAGGAGGAGACGUUUGCGCUGGCUCGCGAGGUGCAAGCUCUGCGGCGCGCCAAUGUAGACGCGCAACAACGCCUCGCCGUCGCGCAGGACGAGAUACGCUCCCUGGAAAUGACCAUUGCCGAGAACAACUCGAGACAAUCGUCUCUCGAGGGCAUGGAGGGCGAGCGCUCCAGCACGGCGAAGGGCGAGGAGCUGGCGCGGUGCUUGCAGCGCGAGCUGGUGCGUGCGCGGCUGCACGCAGCCGAGCGCGAGGCCGCCGAGAGAGAGCUCACUGCGCGCAUCACCGAGCUCGAGAAUGAAAACAAAAGUCUCCGUCGGCAGCGUGUGGACAACAACGUCGCGCAUUUGCAGGAUGAAUUAAUUGCUGUGAAACUACGCGAGGCAGAGGCUAACCUUUCGUUGAAGGAUCUCCGCCAACGAGUCUCUGAACUAUCGGAUACGUGGCAGAGGCAUCUCCAGGAGCACAGACAAGAAGCGGCGCCCCCACCGGCGCAGUCUAACGUGGUGUCGGACAUCAUGGCGACGCCCAAGAAGCUGCUGCGAGCGUGGGAGGGCCGCUCGGCUGACGUGCAGAAGUUAGAAGAAGAACUCAUGACCACCAGGAUACGGGAGGUCGAAGCACUCACCGAACUAAAAGAAUUGAGGCUCAAGGUAAUGGAGCUGGAGACACAAGUGCAGGUUUCAACGAACCAGCUGCGGCGGCAAGACGACGAGGCACGUCAGCUGCGCGAGAACCUGGACGCGGCGUUGCAGCGGGAACGCGCGCUGUUGGCUCGCCAGCGGGAGUUCCAGCACAAGUACACCGACCUCGAGAGCAAGGCGAAGUACGAGUCUAUGCAGGCGAACAUUCGCAACAUGGAGGUCGCUCAAAGGAUAGCUGAGCUUGAGAAUGAAGUUUCCGAGUAUAAACUAAAGAACGAGGUGAUGGCUACAGAAGGAGAACUGCGAAACAAUAUCGACGACUCCGACAAAGUCCGUGAAAUGCAGGAGCAGAUGGCCGAACUCAAAGCCGAGAUUGUGAGGCUAGAGGCGUUCCGGUCACGAGCCCUGCGACAGACGGAGCUCGCCCGGGCAGUCUCUUUGGAAGACGAUAUCGAAGAGGACGAGAAGCUAAAGCUGAUCCUACGUCGGGAGUCGUCAACGUCCUUGGAGCUGCCGACGAGCCCCCGCAAGACAACGUAGCGAACACCCCAGCCGCGGCAGCUAGCUCGGAACUUCAAGUGCCGGUAACUUAUGAUGCCGCUACCGGCGAGUUUGAGGCAUCGGUACCACACAACCCAAAGGACCGUAUUAUAUUUCUACCGAUAAAAUAAAAAAUGCCGAUAUUUUUCAUUCUACUAGAGGUAUCAUCCUUAAAGGACCGGUAUUCUUUAUCAAAUCUACGUACUUUAUCGGUAUUAAUGACAAGUACUCGUUUAAAUACAGCCAGAGAAGCUACUUACCUACAACUGCAAUAAAUUAUCGGCAUUUUACAACGAGUCGGACGUUGAUAAUAACACAGUUAUGCUCUAAACACUGCUCGUGUGACGACCAAUAGAGAGCCGUUGUCCUGUAUUCGAAAUUCUAUCGGUUCCAACAUUUCUAGUACUCUCUUGAUUGCUGUAUACGACUAAGGUACAUACAUUAUACCUCUAACUUACCGAGAUUUGUGUAACAGCAUGGCCGCCAACGAAUCAAACGGCGGCGCCGCGACAAUUUUUCCAAUUGUAUCGUGGUGCUACGGCUGCUUGUCUUGGCAUUUUACCUCCUUGACCAAAUGGAAACUAUUAGGAACCCUUACUUAUUUCAUGACUUAUUAUCGUCAUUUAUAAAUUCAGUUAAAGUACAUUUUGAUAAGGAUAAUCAAAAAACAAAUCUUAAUUUUGUUACUAGAACUUUACAAUAUUUUAUAAUAAUUUUAUAUUCGCCAUUUUGGUCUAACACUGUGCACAUUAACGGGAUUUCUGCGUGAAUACUUGUAGAUUUGAUUAUGAAUGUCAAUUGAAAACAUACCGCUAUAACGUUGUAGAUACCCUUUAAAUAUGUAACUGUAGAAUUUUCAAUAAACUUUUGACAGUAAAUAGGCUAGAUUAUUGUAACGGAUAGUCCCACUUUGCAAUAGAAGCAGUCAUCUUAUCUCGUUUAGUAUUCUCUUAUACCCGAUAAAUUGAACUCUUGAUGCCAACUACAUGAUGCACUAUAGAAAUAAUCUUUUUAUAAAAUUGUAGUGGAAUGAUUAGGUAACUUAGAUUUACUACUUAUUAGGCUACUUGUCAAUCGAUAGGUAACGGGUAAUACACUUUUAUAGAAUGUGCGGCGGCACGGGCGUAGUUUAUAUUUAAUAAAAUUGAGUUGUGAUAAAAUCACAUUAACGUUAUUCCAAAUAGCUUAUAAGCUGGUGCAGCCAGUCAAUAAAUAGCCUUUUCGCGUUAAACAAUGUUUUACAAUGUGACUACUAUUUAUCAACCUAUUGGUAGCUACAAAUUAACUAAAACUUUUUAUAAUUUGGUUAACGCAUAUGAUGCCUAAUGAAUUUAUUUAGCAUUAUAACAAUUUAGCAGGACAAGGUUGUUGUGGUUGUGGUGGACAUAUACAAGUGCUACCUAAGUGACAUUUAUCGAAAAUUAGGUAAAACUUGUGAAGAAGCACUUAUUGCAAGCAAACACUGCUACUAAUUUCCUUGCCUUGAAAUGCGAAAUUAUUACAAAAUGAACAUUCCAUUUUGUGUAUUAUUUAUUUUAAGUGAUUUUUUUAACUAAGUUUUGUAUCGAAACGAAUAGGAAUCGAAACGAUAAUGAAGUUAAAUGAGGCUUCUGGAAUUGACUAAUGAAAAUACAUCUAAAACGUGAUGUAGAUAUUGUCUUAAAUAUAAUCAAUAAUUUUAUUAUUCGAUGGUACAGGGUUAGCGGUCCGUAUCAAAUGGCAAUAUAACGCGUACUUAUUUAAUUUUAAUAGUGUUUUUAUUUUAAUAUAAUAUUAAGAGCUAAAGUAUUGUUUCAUAUUUUAAUGAUUCCUCUUUUGUGUGUAAUACUCAUCUUAAACUCGCACUUCAAUAUCAUGUCAAAACAAAAUGAAUAUUAAGGAUUGAUAUAUAAUUUAAUUUUUCAUUAAGUAUAUCAUGGUGUAAUUAGUAAAAUAUGUUAUAAGCGCGGACUGAAUCUUAUAUUGUAAUAAUUUCGGCAGCUGCACAUGUAUUUGGUAGAAGCGCCAAAUUAAUAUUAAUUUGGCCCAGAGCGACACAAGCCUGAAAAAACUAAUAUAUUGCGAAUAAAGAAAAUAUUUAAAAUUGGCGACAGCAUACGUUGACCAUAUCGUCGUUGUUUGUGCUCAGCUCUAUUCGCACAGACAUCAUUAAGCCAUGCAAAUUGAAUAUAAUUUAAAUUCAAAGACCAACCCUAUUUAUAUCAAAUAAGUUGCUAAAAGCAUCUUAUAAUUUGUUUGUUUGUUCUCUAAAUUUAUAUUCUUUGUACGAAGUCUAUGUAAUUUACAAAUAACUAACUUUGUUUGACUGAAAUCUAAAUCAAUUUUUAAUUUGUUUUGCAGAUUACACUAAAAUUAUCGUUAUGCGCGGAGCUUGUAUAAGAUCAUAAUUAUAUAAGAUUAUAUAGGCUGGUACCUAUUAGUCGAAUCUUAUUUUAUUUUGGUUCUGUCGACCUCUAACAACAAAAUAAUUUCCUACUACAGAAUUCAACCUAGAAUAAUACAAAAAUACUUUAUAUAACUUUAUUAUGAUUCCAUACAAUAGCAGUGUCAAUGAUACAGACUUUGUGUGAGUGUAGAUGAGGCGUUUAUUUAACAUUGAGUAAAAGUCAUUUUAUCUGAAUGACAAAAUAAUAUUUCAAAUACGCGUUUCCAAAAAUAUGGAUAACAUAAUUAUAUCGAAUAAUUUGUAUUAAUUUCUUUGAAGCAGAAAGUUUUUACUGUAAUAUAUAUUCUAUGAAUUCUUAGAUGUUUUGUAAUUAUUUUCUAUAUUUUAUUUGUUGUUAUAACUUGGAUCUAUGGCUCAUUAUUAAUUAAUAUAUUUUGUAUAGAAAAUGUUGACUGGUCUUAGGAUGGUCACGCUCUUGUAGGUGAAGACUAAUACAGUUGACGCAACCGCUGAUGUAUACCAAGCUGGUCACCAUGUCUAUUGGCGUUAGACUUGCACUACCAAUGCACCGCCACCAAAUAAAUCAUCCAGGAAGACUGUAGGAUUGAUUCCUAAAAAAGCAUGCUAGAUAAUGUGAUGUUAUUUUUUUUUAAAUCCUUCCGCUGUGUAACUUUAUACUCUAUUAAAUAUAGCUUGAUGAAUUUGACACUCGCCAGAACUAUACAUUUCCCUUAUACCUGUUUCUUUCGCACUAGGCUACUAUCUUCACUAUGUGUCUGGUCAUUUUUAAGUAUAAGUAAUGUAAUACUUUUGUUCUACUGUCAAAUAAUCAAGCUAUGUAAACAAUUCGACUCUCAGAUUAGUGAUCUUGUAAGUUGUCUUGUUGUAUACAAAUAUGAAUAUAUUUUUCUGUGACUUAAUAAAUGUCUUGACAAGUAAUAAUAGAAUAUUCUAUUAAGUUGUAACCCAUGUGCAAUUAAAUUUUAUUUUAUAAAAUAUUAACUUAUUUAUUAUACCCAUAUUGAAUUUUUAAUUACUAGUAUUUUUUAAUCAUAGCAAUUACUUAUAAUUUUAAUACCUAAUAUGUAUUAUUUUUUCACGUUUUAUAGUAUUAUAACUGUAUACCUAGUUACAUAAUCACAUAUUUACUAAACAUGCGCCGAAUUUGUUCGGUAGAAUUUCUUCAUGUGAGAAUUUCCGAUUCGGGCAACUACAAACUUAAUUUCAACUUAAUUUUACAGAACUAAAACUAGCUUAAUCUCUUUCUUGCACUUAUUAUAAGUGAAGGACGGCACUAGUUUUAAGAGCUGUAAAAUUAGGUUAAGUUUAUUUCAGCCCGAAUUGGCACCAUUAUGUUUUUUUUUAACAAGAUAAACCAUUGAAUUUCUUGUAAGUUCACGUCAUUUUUCGUGAUUGUUAUUUAACGAUACUAUUUUAGGGAUUUUUACAUUAUUUACCGAAUAUUCUGUUCGGUGAUGGUCAACCCGAGUAAUAUUCGGUUAAAUCACUAUUCGGCGCAUCUCUGACAUUACAUUUGUUACAACUAAAAUGAUUUAUGUUUAAUUGAAACAUUCAGGCUGAAACUAUUUGAUAUUGUAUAACUGGAAAUUAAUAUUAUAUUUUGAUUUGUUUAUUUGUAUGUUAGGUAGGUACCGUUUGACGAUUUUAUUCCUACAGAAACUAAAGUUAUCUGCGUGAGCAAAACUUACGAGGAAAAUAUUAGUUUCACACUGCUUACAAAAAUGACUCAUCGACUCGCACUAUUAUUUUUUUAUUAUAUGUUCUGUAACGAAGAAAAAACUACGCUAAACUUGAACGUGAAGAACUGAGAUCGAAUUUUUCUUUCAAAAUUUUGUCGAAUUAAUGUAUUUUCGUAUCACGUAUUGAUAAUUUUAGGAUUCAUUGUAAUAACGUGUAUUUUAGUAAAUAAACUACUCUGUUCACA